CGGGUAUUUUCUCUCUUUAUUCUUCAUUAAUUGGCUGGAAGAAGAUCUUUCGACAAAAUGGCAGUUGAUCCACAAUUACAAGGAACUGUUCUAUUAAUAGCUGUUUCUUUGGGAGUUCUUGGUAAUAUACCAGUCGUCGUAUCCAUAUCUCUGCAACGAAGUCUACUGAAAAACAACCAUUAUUAUCUCCUUCUUCACUUGGCAAUAUGCGAUUUAUGUACGUUACUGUUCUUCAUACCAGAUGUAUAUUCCAUGUUUACCGCUAACCCUUCAAUUACAACAACUUCCCAUCUUCUUUGCAAGAUCUGGGGGCCAGCACAUACGGCAGUGUUUACAGCAGGGGCAAAUUUUCUUGUUGUAAUUUCUGCUCUUCGUUACCGAGCAAUUCUUCAUCCCUUCAAACUUCCUGUGACUCGAAGAACUUUGAAUUUCGCUGCAGUUUGUGUCCACAUGUUCGCCAUAAUUUGCAUCCUUCCAUACGCUAUGGUGCUAACAUUUCAUGAAGAAGACGGUUGCUCUAAGAAAUGGCCAUCAGAAUCACUCAGCCUUGCUUAUACAUGGUUCCUCGCGUGUGUUCAAUUUUUUCUCCCGGUUAUAAUCCUAUCUUUCAUUUACUAUAAGAUAGGCCAAGAAAUUCUGAUACGCAAUAAAACAAUUUCCAGAAUGGAUGCUCGCAACCAAAUCCCAGAGGAACACUCGUCUGAAUUUCGUCAUCGGCAAAAAAUUCGGAAUGCAAAACCAUUGUUUGUUUCUUUUGUGAUUGUCUUGUCUUUCAUUGUGUCAGGAUUUCCAUCGCAGGUUUUGUGGAUUGCUUUUACGAGUGCGUCAAAAAAGAUACCGAGUUAUGCUUUCCUGUUCAACGCGAUUUAUAUAUUUGGGACUUCAGUUAUUAAUCCAUUCGUUUAUGGAGCACUGGAUAAGAAAAUUUUUUCACUUUUUAAACAAUGUCGAAAAAUGCAAGUCCGCUUGUCAAGCUUGUCAAGGCGAGAGGUUUAUGAGACUAAAUUUUGA
Dendronephthya gigantea is the source of this 1011-nucleotide messenger RNA. RefSeq names its product neuropeptide FF receptor 2-like. Bases 58 to 1011 code for a protein of 317 amino acids. Gene Ontology annotation, cellular component: membrane. Gene Ontology annotation, biological process: G protein-coupled receptor signaling pathway. The transcript has a single exon. Gene Ontology annotation, molecular function: peptide binding; G protein-coupled receptor activity. NCBI's taxonomy places the organism in Eukaryota, Metazoa, Cnidaria, Anthozoa, Malacalcyonacea, Nephtheidae. The record is from RefSeq and is a predicted model, not a curated record.